Molecule: messenger RNA, 1776 nt
Organism: Spirodela intermedia
Lineage: Eukaryota; Viridiplantae; Streptophyta; Magnoliopsida; Alismatales; Araceae
Source: the annotation of a GenBank genome assembly
AUGGCUGAUAAGGAGAACUGCGCUCGCGUCACCCGCUCCGCGGCGAGGAAGAGGGUGCCCGAGGACGGCCCGAGGACGGCCCAUGCGGCCGAUAAGCGGCAGCGGGUUGUCCUCGGCGAGCUGCGGAACCUGUCGAAUGCGACCGCCGGGUCCCGUCCGCCGUUGGGGCUCAAGGAGGAGGGUGACAAGCCCAAGUCCCGGGGACGGAAGAAGAGGCCCCAGGUGCAGCCUGAUGAGCAGAAGGGAGAAGAGAGAGAGAAGCCUCUGGUGAAUGGCACCGCCGUCGUCGAUAUCGACUCGAGUAUCGGUGAUCCUCAGCUCUGCGCCCAUUAUGCACCAGAUAUCUACCGCUACCUCCGCUCCAUGGAGGUAGUCGACGUGCCUUUCCCAGCCGCCGUGUGGUCGGGGCAGAUCUUGUUCUCUUCUGAUCUCUGAUUCGCCAAUCUUUUUGCUCCGACUCAGGUGGAAUCGAAGAGGCGGCCGCUGGCUGACUUCAUCGAGGCGGUGCAGAAGGACGUGACGGCGAACAUGAGAGGCAUUCUCGUGGAUUGGCUUGUGGAGGUGGCGGAGGAAUACAAGCUAAUCUCCGACACUCUCUAUCUCACAAUCUCCUACAUCGACAGGUUUCUAUCAUCGAACCCCAUUAAUAGGCAAAGGCUUCAGCUCCUGGGCGUUUCCUGCAUGCUUAUUGCGUCGUAAGUACACACCGGAAUCUGCGAUUGCUUCUGAUUGUGUCCUGCUUCCGUUAUUUUCUCCCUUGUUCUUGGGUCAAAUGAGAAACCCCCUUUCUUUUUUCUGGUUUUUUGCAGGAAAUAUGAGGAGAUCAGCCCCCCUCAUGUUGAAGAUUUCUGCUACAUUACGGAUAAUACGUACACCAAGGAAGAGGUAGUUCCCCUGAUUUAUUUAUUUAUGCUGUUUGAUCGGAUAGAUUAAUCCCGAGCUCAUCUCCUUGUGCAACUAGUUCUUGCCUUUUCGUGAACUCUGAACUUGGGGGGACCCGCGUGAUCGUGGACUGCCGCUGCAGGUCGUCAAGAUGGAAAGUGAAAUCCUCAAGUUUCUGAAGUUUGAGAUGGGCAAUCCGACGAUUAAGACUUUUCUCAGGAGAUUCAUACGGGCGGGUCAAGAUGACUGCAAGGUCCUUCCAUGGCACCCUAUCGAUUCAUUUCCCUGGUCCACAUCAAGGUCAACGCGCGCUUUGGUGCAGUUCCUUCACUCGUAUCAUCUGACUGAGCUUAAACUAUCUUGCAGUCGCCAAGUCUGCAGUUGGAGUUCAUGAGCAAUUACCUUGCGGAGCUGAGUUUACUGGAUUACAGCUGUACCCGAUUCCUGCCGUCGGUCGUCGCUGCGUCGUCAGUUUUUCUAGCAAGAUUCACCAUGAAUCCAGACACCCACCCUUGGGUAAGCGCUUACCAGGGCUGCAUGCUCAUCCUCAUCAUAUUUCCUUCUGAAAAAAUGUUCAUAGUUCUCGCGCAUUUGAUCUUCAGACGCCUACUCUUCAACAUUACUCUGGUUAUAAGCCAUCUGAGCUCGACGAUUGCGUCCAAGCCAUCCACGAUAUGCAGCUCAACAGGAAGGCUUCGUCUCUGGUGGCAAUCAGAGACAAAUAUAAGCAGCACAAGGUCAGUUGGGUUGAUGUUCUCUUUGUUUCUUGCUCGAUCUGAAGCCGAUUAUCUGGAAAACCGACUGAUCCUCCUCAAUCUUGCACAGUUCAAGUGUGUGGGCACGAUGCUCUCCCCCUCGGAAAUCCCUCCUUCAUAUUUCGAAAACAUCUCAUAG